This is a messenger RNA of Symbiodinium sp. CCMP2592, 1755 nucleotides long. The record is from the annotation of a GenBank genome assembly. NCBI's taxonomy places the organism in Eukaryota, Dinophyceae, Suessiales, Symbiodiniaceae.
AUGACGGUUCUCUCCAUCUUGGACCUGUUGCUGGUGAUCCUCUUCUCCAUCCCCAUCAUCGCGGUCUGCAUCCUGAAAUCCUGGCGGUGGCAGCACGGGGACACGGUCGGCUUAGACCCGGACUUCUCGGCUCCGUGGUACAUCUUCUUCUCGGAGUUCUGGGUGAAGCGACAUCGAGGCUACAUCCAGGAAGUCAGACAGGCCGUGCCGGAGUUUCAGCUCAUAUUCCGCGAGGACCAGGAAGCGGCGGAGAUGCACCAGGAGCUCUGGCAGAGAGCCAUUGACCUCAUUCUCGCGCAGGAGGCCGAGAAGGCAGAGCUCCUCCUGAUCCGAGUCAUCCGACAUUUGUACGCUCACAGUCCGCGGUUCAAGGUGAUUGACGAGGACGAAGGUCCCACCUUCCAGAUUAUCCGCGGCCUCAGGGACUACAUCGUUGGAUCGAGCAUGCCUCCCAACCAGUUUGGUACUGGCUUGACCUUGGGCCUACUACCGCCCAUCGAAGAGAAUCGGAAUGAGAUUCCGCCUGAAGAGGACGAACCCCAACCUCCAGAGACGGGAGAGCCUCCAGAUGAGAAGAUCACCCGGCUUGACGACCCCGACUCCGACGAGUCCCCGGCGAAGAUCACCCGCCUGGAUGAUGAGGAGUCCGAGUUUUCAGACAUCGUGACCGAGAGCCUCGCAGUCCCCGCUGGCGGGGAGGCGCCUCCCGAGCCCCACCCGGCCCGGCCGGACGGUCCAGAUCCUGAGGAGCCGGAGGUGAAUCCUCCACCUGAUGAUCCGAUUCCGCAGCCGCCUGACGACCCUCCUCUGCCACAACUGCCGAGGGAGCACCUGAAGGUCUCCGACGUUCACCACGUGACGUUGACCUUGGAGAACCUGCUGGACUACGCGAAGUGGUCCAUCCCGGGAGCUCGAGCAUUUAAGCGAGUGCUAUCUUACUCGUGGUGUUUCAUCCUGCUCCUUACCCGCUUCGCAGUGAUCAUCUACGCCAUGUUGAUGCGCAGAGACCUCGCCGGCCUCCCACUGGUCUACAUGCUCAUCACCCUGGGGUACGUCAUCCUGGAAGCUACUCUGCAGCCAUAUGUGUGGACCUACCUCAACGACUGGGAAGUCACUGUACAUGUGCUCAUCUACGUGUUCCUGCUCUUCGUCAUCAGUGGAUGGUCGGACACGGCGUCGGAAGUGCUCGUCGUGGUGGCCACUCUAGCUGCAAUCAUCCCCGUGAUCCUCCGAUUCCUGAUCCUCUUCCUUGGCGAGGAGGAUACGGAAGACCCCACGGAUAUGAGCAUCGCCCGGGGAGUUGCUUCCUAUCACCUCCAUCAGCUCACCGACGGAGGAGGCACUGUGUCCCUUGGCGUGUCCUCAACCUCGUCGUCAUCAACGACGAGUUCUGUGUCGACAGUGGGAGGAGGCAUGGAGCAUGUGCGAAAGUACAUCGAGUUAGUUAAAAAGCGACAUAUCACUGUGGUAGAGAAAGCGCUCGACGACAAGGGCCAGGAGGUGGAGCGCACUACGCACACGGAGGAAGUGGAAACAGAGGGUGUGACGUACUCCUUCGACAUGACCAAGUCUGAGGUGGUCAAGGUCAUGCAGGGGGAGAAGGACCAAAAGCCAAGACCCGACCAAGGUGGUGACGAUGAUGGCGACACUCAUCAAAUCUCAGCCGACCAAGAAGGACUCAUUCCCCUGACAGACCUGGACGUGCAAUCUGAGGUGCUUUCCGAUGACGAGGAGAUUCACGCAACUGCUGUAUAG